This is a messenger RNA of Galendromus occidentalis (western predatory mite), 1488 nucleotides long. RefSeq lists its product as uncharacterized. The coding region runs from base 217 to 1128 and encodes 303 amino acids. Lineage: Eukaryota; Metazoa; Arthropoda; Arachnida; Mesostigmata; Phytoseiidae. The record is from RefSeq and is a predicted model, not a curated record. The transcript has 3 exons.
UUCCAAGAGAUGCUUCGCGAGCCGAUUCCAUUCUCGCAAGUCGGAACUAAUCCGUUCAGAAAAUCGUCCGUAAAUCGAGACAUGGCCUAGAGCUCAAAGUGAGUCGAGGCAGGUUCAUCCGGGGAAAGAGUUCGUGAAUCCAAGAAUCCCCCGUCGCACUCGCUGCACUGGGGCAGUCAUCGCUCAACGCCCGGCUCGAGCGUAGGAGAUCCGACGAUGGCGGAAUAUUCUGAAUUCUUCUCGAAGAACGAGCCGUGCGCGAACUUCGAAGAACGCUCGCAGAGGAUCAAGGACUUCUGCGAUUACCACAUGACGAAGAAUUCCAGGGUCAUACUCAUCACCGCGGGAGGCACUACGGUCCCAUUGGAGCAAAAAACGGUUCGUUUCGUGGACAACAUCAGUCUCGGCAACCGGGGUGCUGCCAGUGCCGAGUAUUUCCUGGACGCCGGGUACGCUGUGAUCUACAUGCAUAGGCAAAACUCUCUCGAACCUUUCUCUCGUAGUAUCAAGGGCAAUGUACUCGAUCUAUUCAACGCAAAGAAUGGAACCCUGGAAAUUUCAAACAAGGUUCGCGGUCUCCUCGGGGAACAAGUAUCACGCCAUGAAGCGGCUCGGGCCCAGAACAGGUUGCUGAAAGUGUCUUUUACGACGGUCGCCGACUAUCUGUUCCUCUUGAGGGCGGCUGCUCUGCAUCUGGCUCCUCUGGGCAAACACGCAGUCCUUUAUUUGGCGGCUGCAGUGAGCGACUUCUACGUGAUACCCGAGAAGAUGUCCGAGCAUAAAAUAAGCUCCGACUCUCAGCUGUCCCUCAAUUUCCAUCUCGUACCGAAAAUUCUCAAACCGCUCGUUCUAUCGUGGGUACCCGACGCAUUCGUGAUUUCAUUCAAAUUGGAAACCAACGAGAGUAUACUCCUCGACAAAGCUCAUGCUGCUCUCGAGAACUACAAGCAUCGCUUGGUCAUCGCGAAUGAUCUUGAAAGUCGUAGAGAACGCGUGGUUCUAGUCAGCCGGACCGACCGCGAAGAAAUCAGAAUGAGCCUAGAGGAGCUCAGUGCGGGCAUUGAAAUCGAGCGGAAAAUCGUUGCACGCCUGACUGAGCUUCACGCUGCAUUCUUGGCCAACCAGUAGGAUUGUGAUCAGAAGCAUCAGUCUAUCGAGGAGAUUCCCGCGCAAAAGGAUUGGGGAAAGCUCUGGCUCCGGAAUCGGGCUUGUAGCUUCGAGUCGGUGAAUACACACAUUCGACGGUUCAAGUCUGCAGAGCGAGCAGUUGCUGUUUGUCAUCAAUUCGGCGCUUUCGAACAAAUUCGCGAUGACGUCCGAGGAUGCGUCGUACAAGACUUGGGGGAUCAACAAUAUCCGAUCGCCUCAAGCUCUUCCGGACAUGACUCUGCAGGAACUGUCGCUGAAGCAGUAAUGUACUAUGCUUUCUAGUCGUCAAUGUUCUGCUUCUUGUUCUAGUGCGGAAGUGUUCCUAUACGCUAUCUUGCU